This is a messenger RNA of Chlorocebus sabaeus (green monkey), 2278 nucleotides long. RefSeq names its product INSC spindle orientation adaptor protein (gene INSC). Gene Ontology annotation, biological process: establishment of mitotic spindle orientation; regulation of asymmetric cell division; asymmetric cell division. The record is from RefSeq and is a predicted model, not a curated record. Lineage: Eukaryota; Metazoa; Chordata; Mammalia; Primates; Cercopithecidae. Gene Ontology annotation, molecular function: cytoskeletal adaptor activity; protein binding. Gene Ontology annotation, cellular component: apical cortex.
UGCUGCAGCCAAGGCUGGAGCCAUGAGGCGGCCCCCGAGCAAUGGAGAGGCGGCCAGCGAAGGUCCAGGUGGCUGGGGUCUAUGGGGAGUCCAGGAGUCCAGGAGGCUGUGCUGUGCCGGUCACGACCGCUGCGAGCAGGCCUUGCUGCAGAUUGGGAUCAACAUGAUGGCGCUGCCUGGAGGUCGCCACCUGGACUCCAUCACCCUGCCGGGUCAGCGACUGCACCUGAUGCAGGUGGACUCAGUCCAGCGCUGGAUGGAAGAUCUGAAGCUCAUGACCGAGUGCGAGUGCAUGUGCGUCCUGCAGGCGAAGCCCAUCAGCCUGGAAGAGGAUGCACAGGGUGACCUUAUCUUGGCAGGUGGCCCUGGCCCUGGAGACCCCCUGCAGCUGCUGCUUAAACGGGGUUGGGUCAUCAGCACAGAGCUGCGCAGGAUCGGGCAGAAGCUGGCCCAGGACCGCUGGGCACGGGUGCACAGCAUGAGCGUGCGUCUGACCUGCCAUGCCCGCUCCAUGGUCAGCGAGUACAGUGCUGUCAGCAGGAACUCCUCGAAGGAAAUGGGCCAGAUUGAGAAACUGCUAAUGGAGAAAUGCUCAGAGCUCUCGGCAGUCACAGAGAGGUGCCUUCAGGUUGAGAAUGAGCAUGUCCUGAAGUCAAUGAAGGCCUGCGUGAGUGAGACCCUGAGCAUGCUGGGCCAGCACUUUGGCCAGCUGCUGGAGCUGGCCCUGACACGGGAGGUUCAGGCACUGGUGAGAAAAAUUGAUGCCUCAGACAAUAUCUACACCACAGAGUCCACCACAGGGAACCUGUUCAGCCUGACCCAGGAGGGGGCUCCCUUGUGCCGCAUCAUAGCCAAGGAGGGUGGGGUCGUAGCACUCUUCAAGGUUUGCCGGCAGGACACUUUCCGGUGCUUGUACCCCCAGGCGCUCCGCACACUGGCCUCCAUCUGCUGCGUGGAAGAGGGUGUCCACCAGCUGGAGAAGGUGGAUGGCGUUCUGUGCUUGGCCGACAUCCUGACUGACGACAGCCACUCAGAGGCCACACGGGCUGAGGCUGCGGCUGUGGUGGCCCAGGUCACCUCCCCACACCUGCCCAUCACCCAGCACCUCAGUAGCUUCAUGGAGAGCAUGGAGGAGAUCGUGACAGCCCUCGUCAAACUGUGCCAAGAGGCCUCAUCAGGGGAAGUCUUCCUGCUGGCCUCUGCGGCCCUUGCCAACAUCACGUUCUUUGAUACAAUGGCCUGCGAGAUGCUCCUGCAGCUGAACGCCAUCCGUGUCCUCCUGGAAGCCUGCAGUGACAAGCAGAGAGUGGACACGCCUUAUACUCGGGACCAGAUUGUGACCAUCUUGGCAAACAUGUCUGUCCUAGAGCAGUGUGCCUCUGACAUCAUUCAGGAGAAUGGGGUCCAGCUCAUCAUGGGCAUGCUGUCCGAAAAGCCAAGGUCUGGGACCCCUGCUGAGGUGGCAGCCUGUGAGCGAGUCCAGCAGAAAGCUGCAGUGACCCUGGCUCGUCUCAGCCGAGACCCAGAUGUGGCACGGGAGGCUGUGCGGCUCAGCUGCAUGCCCCGUCUCAUCGAGCUCUGCAGAUCCCCAUCAGAAAGGAACAGCAGUGAUGCCGUGCUCGUGGCCUGCCUGGCUGCUCUGCGUAGAUUGGCUGGGGUCUGCCCCGAAGGCCUCCAGGACUCUGACUUUCAGCAGUUGGUCCAGCCUCGGCUUGUGGAUUCCUUCUUACUCUGCAGCAACAUGGAGGAGAGUUUUGUGUAGUGGGUGUGGGAGAAGAAAGACAUUUGGCUGUUCUCAAGCCCCCUCUGAGUACACACCAGUGAACACACCUGAGUACACACAAGCUCUCCUCAUCUUAUUUAUACUUAACUUAUUUUUGUGUGAAAUAAACGGAGGGCGAAAUCUUAGAGCAACAUCAUCAAACAGUCUGUGGUCCUUGGGAAUCUUCUUUGUUUUUUAUUUUUUGACUUCUGUAGCUUUUCAGUUGCAGAUGUUGAAAUUCAUAAUGGCUAAUAUGACAGAUUGUCAUGGGUGAUUCCACUUCAUCUUAUUUUUUCUACUCUCACUAUAUAAUCUUGCCUCAUUUUUUAAAACUUCGGAACCAGAGUAUUUCAACUGCCUAGCAGAGUUUUUUUUUUAAAGCUACAUUUGCUCUUCCCAAAAAUCUAACAUGAAUUCCAUAAUUGGGUAGAAUAUAUUGGAAAAAAGUUUCUUUUUCUUCAAUAAAUGGCAUUAUAUAUAUCCCAGAUUUUCUUAUUAAGUUGUGUUUUAAACUAA